CUGAGACACCCGUUAUUAGGAAUAAAUACUCCUUGUAUAAUUAGGCAGGUACUCAUUAUGUUAACACUUUACACCUUGCUCCAAUAAAAUUUAAUAAGCUCCAUUCGUAAUUGUUCUGAAGCCAAUUGUAAAUGUUAAACUGUUUCAAGUACAUAUUGAAAGCAAAUUACUAAGUUGCUACCAUAAGUAAAGGCCAUGUGAGUUCUUUGAAGAAUUAAUGUAAAAUACACUAGCUAGAAACGCUUUUUUCAUUUACCAAUGGUAGAGUCCCUGUAUAAUUUAAAAAAACUUAAAGCUUUUGUUGAAGCGUAUCGGCUUUGGUAAUUUUAUUGUCUUCACAUCCAUGUCCAUAACUUCAACGAGUCGGAACGCAAUUGUAUCCAACAAUACGUCGAAGUACCAACUAAGCAAUAAUUUGAAACAAAAAAGUUUAUGCAAAUCAAGGGAGCCGAAAUAAAAUGGAGUCUGGUCGUGCGAGCGCGUGCGAUCGAUACGCCCGCCCUGCGACCUUGCGGGCGGAGCGCGGCGUGGGCGGGGCGCGGUAAGAGGCUGGGAUUGGUGAGCCCCGCCCAUUGGUUCCCCUCCCCUCCCCGCCCCCCUCGCGGCAGUCGACCUCCCCCGCGCCGGAGCCGCUCGCGGGCGUUCUCGCCGCGCGCCACACGUCGCUCGCGCGCCCGCACCGCUCACGUCAGAUAUGCGGACACCGUCGCGUUAACAAGUGACACUUUGUAAUUGUUUUCGAGUUCGCUAUGUGUCACGUUUAGUGUUGUUCGUGGCAAUGAUCACUGAUAUGUACGCGCCGCUGCCGGCGCCGCCCUCAAACAAGACCAUUGAACAUCCGAGCUUACGCGGUACGCCUCUGGCGAUGCUGGCGGCGCAAUGCAACAAACUGUCAAGUAAAUCUCCUCCUCCGCUGGCGGACGCUGCCGUGGGCAAGGGUUUCCACCCGUGGAAGAAGAGUCCCGGCGCGCACUCGCCACCCGGCGCCGGCGCCGUGCCGCGCUCGCAGGCGCCCGCCUGCACGCCGUACGCGCGCGCGCCCACGUCCUGCGCCGCCGCGCCAUCAUAUGGAAACGAUCUCUAUUUCCCGUCAUCGGGAGACCAGCUCCUCGGCAAAAGUGAAUCCAGCGCGAGCCUAGGCUCUAUGUACUCCCGACACCCUUAUGAAUCGUGGCCCUUCAACGUCGGUGGUGGUGGCGGCAGUGGCGCACUCAAGGCUGCAGAGAUGAGCGGCGUCAGCGCCGUCGGCAGUACCUGGUGGGAUGUGCACAGCGGAUGGCUCGACGUCGGAGGACAGAUGGCUAAUUACGCCGGUCAAGACUACUCACAACUUACACAUUCACUAUCGGGUGGUGCACAUUUACUGCCUCCCGCACCUCAUCUAUUACAAGACGCUUACAAGUCAGUACUGCCCACACAGGGAUCGUUUGGUCUACACGCACCUGGCUCUCCUGCUCCACCGGCACAAGCACCGUCACCGAGGUCACAGCGUCGCUAUGCCGGGCGAGCCACAUGCGACUGCCCCAACUGUCAGGAAGCUGAAAGGCUAGGCCCGGCCGGGGCGCACCUCCGUAAGAAAAAUAUUCACAGUUGCCACAUACCCGGCUGCGGGAAAGUGUACGGCAAGACAUCCCACCUCAAGGCCCAUCUCCGCUGGCAUACCGGCGAGAGGCCGUUUGUCUGUAACUGGCUGUUCUGCGGAAAGAGAUUUACCCGCUCGGACGAACUGCAGCGACACCUGCGGACUCAUACGGGGGAGAAAAGAUUUGCGUGUCCAGUGUGCAAUAAGAGGUUUAUGCGGUCUGACCACCUCGCGAAGCAUGUGAAGACGCACAAUGGCGGCAAGAAAGGUAGCUCAGACUCGUGCUCGGACUCGGAGGAGAACAGCCAGGGCGAGGGCGGCGCGGGCGGGCGCUCGCCCGAGCACGGGCUGGACGUGAAGCCCAGCUCGCUGGUGUGACGGGGGCGCGCGGCGCUCGCGCACCACGCCGCGCCGCUGCUGUGACCGCCGCCGCCGCCGCCCCGCUGUACAUACCACAUAUCACUACACUGUAACAUAGGAGCCACACGUGUAACUAUAGACAAUGCGCCGCUCUCCGCGACCCUCGUGUACGUAUUUGUUGUGAGACUUGAAAGUGUUGUACAGUAUAGAUACUAUUAAUAAAUAAUUAUCUCAUAUUAUAGCUAGAUAUUAUAUGUUAAACUAGUGUAAGUAGAAUCACUGUUUAGUCCAAAAUUUUCAGAUUUAAUUUAUUGUAACGAUACCUCAUGCUGAAUUUCAAAAUGAUUCGUUUAUUUAUUGUACAGAACUAUGCAAAUACUGAUUUCACUUUGCUCAUAAGCAAUGUGUUAUGUUGAUCGUUUUUCACCUACAUGCUGAACUAAUGUUAUUGUUAUGUUAAAAAGCUUGUAUUCUUUGCACUUCUGACAUUGUAUUAAAAUAAAAUACGUUUUUAAGAUUAUAUCUAAAUGUGGUAAUGUAAUUAAUCCUAUAAAUACGAAUUUACUCAUUACAAUCAAUCAAUCGCAAUCAGAUAUUUAUAAGAGUUGCCUGACACUGUAUUAAUAAAAAAACACAUUUGUGGCUUUUUCUAUCUAAAUGUUAAUCAUAUUGUCUAUGAGCAUUGUGAAAUAACAACUGUAAAUUUUAACUGAUUAUAUUUUGUAUAAUACAUUUAGCAUUCAGAAAUAAAUAAUUUAAGCAAAGACACGCCGGAAAACGUUUUAAUUUUCAUAUCAUUGGCUUUUGCGUCCCCGUCGAAUCAAAAACUAUUUGGUGAUAACUGUUGGCUUGAAAACUGUAAUUGUAAAAUGUAUAUUGUACAAAAUUGUGCGAAUUAAAAAAUGCCUGAAAUUGAUUUUAUAAAAAUUGAAUAUAUUUUUCCGAGUGGAUACAUGCAUUUUUAUUUUUGAUACAAUUUUUAGACAACUUCGGUAGUGUGAUUAGCCUGUCUAUUUUAGUCUACUGGAUAGUAUUCGUUAGUAUACAUUAAAAAUCUGAAAUAAAAACACUAAACUAGUGCUUAUAAGAUGACCUCAUUAUA
This is a messenger RNA of Trichoplusia ni (cabbage looper), 3044 nucleotides long. RefSeq names its product transcription factor Sp9 (gene Sp1). Lineage: Eukaryota; Metazoa; Arthropoda; Insecta; Lepidoptera; Noctuidae. Gene Ontology annotation, molecular function: RNA polymerase II cis-regulatory region sequence-specific DNA binding; DNA-binding transcription factor activity, RNA polymerase II-specific. The record is from RefSeq and is a predicted model, not a curated record. Gene Ontology annotation, biological process: regulation of transcription by RNA polymerase II. The coding region runs from base 779 to 1960 and encodes 393 amino acids. The transcript is spliced from 2 exons.